CACAUCAGAGAUGGUCAGAGUAUAAGAAUUACCCCGCAGGGACUUGAGAAAGUGCCUGCAUUUUUUAUAUCGAGAUUAGUGCCAGGGGGUCUGGCAGACAGCACAGGUUUGCUGGCAGUGAAUGAUGAAAUUCUUGAAGUGAAUGGCAUAGACACAGGCAAAAAAUCUCUGGAUCAGGUGACCGACAUGAUGGUGGCCAACAGUGCAAACCUCAUCCUGACCAUCAAGCCUGCCAACCAGAAA
This is a messenger RNA of Helobdella robusta, 243 nucleotides long. RefSeq lists its product as hypothetical. The record is from RefSeq and is a predicted model, not a curated record. The annotation marks the transcript as partial. Gene Ontology annotation, biological process: centrosome cycle. The transcript has 2 exons. Gene Ontology annotation, molecular function: protein binding. Lineage: Eukaryota; Metazoa; Annelida; Clitellata; Rhynchobdellida; Glossiphoniidae.